Nylanderia fulva is the source of this 993-nucleotide messenger RNA. NCBI's taxonomy places the organism in Eukaryota, Metazoa, Arthropoda, Insecta, Hymenoptera, Formicidae. The record is from RefSeq and is a predicted model, not a curated record.
AUGGGCGACCUCCCGGAGCCAAGGGUCAAACCAAGCAGGCCGUUCCUUUACACCGGCAUCGACUACGCCGGACCGGUUUGGAUGAGAACCUCUAAGGGUCGCGGACACAAGGCAACGAAAGGUUUUAUUGUCGUUUUUAUCUGUUUAGCCUCUAGAGCCGUUCACCUCGACGUAGCCUCGGAUUACUCCGCCGACGCCUUCAUCGCUGCCUUGCGCCGGCUGAUCUCCAGGCGUGGGGUCUGCAUCUCAUUGUACAGCGACUGCGGAACCAAUUUCGUGGGUGCUGACAGGCAGCUAGGCGCUCUCUUCUCUGCUGCCAGUGCCGACGGACGCCGCAUCGCCGCCUUCGCCGCACAGGAGAAAAUCCGGUGGCAUUUUAAUCCACCGGCGGCACCUAACUUCGGCGGUUUGUGGGAAGCCGCUGUGAAGUCCAUGAAACACCAUCUGCGACGAGUAAUAGGUGACGCCCGGCUCACCUAUGAGGAGAUGGCGACGCUGCUCUCACAGAUUGAGGCUUGCCUCAAUUCUCGACCGUUGCAGCCCCUGUCCGAUGAUCCUGAGGACGUAGCGGCUCUCACCCCGGGACACUUCCUAAUCGGUUCCGCUCUCUCCACCGUACCGGAACCGUCGCUCGAGAGAGAACCUUCGGCCCGAUUAUCGCGCUGGCAGCUCCUGCAACAGAUGAGGGACCAUUUUUGGUCCCGGUGGUCCAGCGAGUACUUACAUACGCUGGCCCAUCGGCCAAAAUGGUCCCGAGUCAACCAGGAGGCUUGCAUCGGUCGGCUGUGUUUGAUUCGAAGCGAGCAUACUCCACCAACGAGGUGGCCGCUCGCGCGCAUCACGCGCUUGCACCCGGGAUCCGACGGCCACGUGCGCGUGGUCGAACUACGUACCGCAAAUACCAAUUUGACGCGACCCGUAAGCAAGUUAGUAUUUUUGACCGACGGCGCCGAAGUUUCACUCGAAUCGAAAUCACACGUCGUAAGCGAUUAA